UCUGAAGAAGAGUGCAUAAACUGAUUUUCCAAUUAUUUUCCUCAUCAUCUGCAACUGCUCGGGAAAGUCCGCUUGAGGAGAAAAAUGGAGGAUAAGCGAUUGGCCACCUGGCCCUAUAGCUCUAUACCACCUGGAGUCAGUCGCAUGAUGUUGGAUAGCAGAGGAACCUUGUUUAUUUGUGGACAGCAGGGAAGUCUUAUCGACGUCCACCAAGCACCAGCCCAGGGCGGUAUGUUGGUCAGUCACCGUAGCUUCAUCCCUGUGGAUAAGACCGAGCUUGUCAAGCCCACGUUCACUCAGAGUUGUAAACUAGUCGGCACGCUUCUUCAAGAUACGCCGAACGCUCCCAACACUGUAUCAAUGAUGCUUGAUCGUACGAUGGUGGUUUACAAGGAGGACUUGCCAGCUCAGAUGUUCUACCGUCAACUUGCCGCAUGCCCAUGUGCAGGAAGUCGGGCGAGGCGCAAGAUUGCUACAGUCACUCUCAAUGGCAAUGUGUCUAUACACAUGGCAUCUCAACUCAGCUCUUACUGGGAUAAGGUUUGCAGUGUGUCGGCCGUGUUGCUGGACUACUUGGGUACGCGCAAGAAUGGUUUAGCCGAUGAUGCUUCGUGCUCCUUUCAGCCGCCUCAAGUGGUCAAGAGCACUGGGGAAGUGAGCCGUGCACCUGUUACAACAGUUGCGGAUGAGUAUAGCCACCGGAAGCAAGCAUGCACUGAAGCUCUGGACUGGUGUACCGUGCCGUGUGCAAAAGCCAGCAGUAGCGACUUGCGAGCUACAAGUCACCCGACGCCGACCGGCGACUCGGAUUCGUUCCUUCUCCUGACUGUACAGCGCACGGGACAUGCUUUGUUCUGGGAGAUACAGAGUCGGAACGGCCAGACUAUACCGGUGUUACUGUACUCCCACCUGUUGCAACAAGACCGUCCGCUGUCAGUCACCGAGGUGCCAGUCAGUACCGGAGGCAAACAGAUUUGCUUUGCUGUUGGCUUUUCCAACGGCACGGUGUUGAAACUGACGGCCAAGAUGAAGACCAGGAGCAAGGGCGGCAGCAAAGUUGCAGAUGUCAGCACUUGCAUGCUGUGGCCAGAGACUGAUGGUAUUCCGGUGACUCGAUUAACUCGUAAUGGCAAGGACAGCCUACUGGUAGUCAAGAACGAUGUCAUUCUCUUAUUACCUCUUCAAGAGAUCACUGCGCCAACUGCUGGCAAUACCGAUGCCACUGCUCCAACAGCUGGUGAUACUGCUGCCACUGCUGCUGCCGCUGUGGCUAGGGCGAAGGUCAUAGCACAUCCAUACGGCCAAGUUGUUGAUUUGUCUGUGAGUUCCGAUGGCGGCAGAAUUAUUGUCACUGGCCUGUCCAACGUUAGCAAGCUGACAUUACCCCGGUGGGACAAUGACAGCCGUGAUGCCAACGCUAUGGAAGAAGAUCCUCAGUUCACUGACAUGAACAUCUCUAAGUUUGAACUGGCUUACUUCACCAGCAGUGUGGUAUCCCCGAACGGUGUCGCCGCCUUUACUUCCACCAGCGACUCUACAUUCGUCACAACACGUGCUUUCCCCACAGCCAAUGCCGUGUACUUUGACUGUAUAAGCACACUGGAUGAGAUCGUCAACAUCAUUCUAAGCUGGACACAUGAUGGCUGUGUAAGAUGUGCUUCUUGGGACGUACGGUCUGGCCUUAAGCAUGCCCUCAGUCAGAUGGCAUCAACAGAUGUCUGGCCGUCGCCUCUGUCAGCCGUUAUGGACUUCAGUGAUGAAUCAUCAGUUUGUAAUAAUCAUUUGCAAGUGGCUGUAUGGCUGGCAUGUGCGACUGAGACGGUCCGGGAAGACAGCCUGCCAGAAUGGGCCAGUGCUGCACAGCGUGCUCGCAGAGAGCUGACCAGGCGGCGUGCAACAACCCUUCUCAACGCCGACAAUGCUGGCACAACCACCGGCAAGGCAACCAACACUCACAUACUGUGCACUGCGUCGCGGCCUGUCGCCAGUCGUGAUGCCACACUGAACGCGGCUAGUUGGCUAGUGACAUUCUACUAUGAUAGGAAAGAAGUACUGCAGGCUGCUCUCUCGGUGUACGAGACCAUGGGGGAUACAGCAUCGCAGGCUGUGAUCAAGAAGCUGGCUCGGUCCAGCAAUCGCCAGCAGACGGUGGCAUCUCUGCCAAGUAGACAGCAUUGCCUGGCUUGCCGAGAGGGCAUUCAGUGCAGUAGAAGAGGAGGAACGGCGCAGUGCAGUCGUGGUCAUAUAUGGAGCUGCUGCAUGAGCUGUCUUUCAGUUCUGGAUGGUAUGACGGACAAGGACAGCGUCACUUGUUCUCACUGCUUCUCACAGUACUGCUGCGGCAUUGUGUUAGGUGACACAUGUUUGCUUUGUGGCGGAGACGUUUCAUAGGUACUGCUGCUACUUCUGCUGUUGCCCUUGCUUCUGGCUGACUCCUCACAGCGCCGGCACAUUCACACACUCGUGCAAACAUGUGUGCACAGCGCCUGCACUGUGCUAUUGGAUCUCUGAGAGGGAGGGAGAGAGAGAGAGAGAGAGAGAGAGAGAGAGAGAGAGAGAGAGAGAGAGAGAGAGAGAGAGAGAGAGAGAGAGAGCCAGUGUACGACUAUGCAGUGUGCGCACUCAUCACUCCCUGCUGUGCCUGCUGAUGUGGCUAUUGGUAGUAUCCACGCAAGUACUUGUACAAGUACACCAGUCUCAUCACUGGAUGCUCUCGUGUACCAGAUAGCAUAUAGGAGAUAGCAUAUAGCAGAAUUUGCUACAACCCUCCCCCCCCCCUCCCUGGCUUUCCAGUUUGCAUCUGUCGGCUUGUAGUGAACGGUGUCAUGUUUGAGAUGUAACCAAGCGCCUCUGUUCUUAUUCAAGGUGGUGUGAAUGCCAGCGGUCACGUGUCUUGUCUUCUUUGCUCCCUCCAUUUGGCGCGCUUACUCCUUUAAAACUGCCGACUAGAUAGCCUUUUGCAGUGAACUAUUGUAUGUGAAUUAUUUAUUGAGCAUGCUGUGUGUAAUAAUAACGAUGAAAAGUA
This is a messenger RNA of Sycon ciliatum, 3025 nucleotides long. RefSeq lists its product as uncharacterized. The record is from RefSeq and is a predicted model, not a curated record. The transcript has 25 exons. NCBI's taxonomy places the organism in Eukaryota, Metazoa, Porifera, Calcarea, Leucosolenida, Sycettidae. The coding region runs from base 85 to 2391 and encodes 768 amino acids.